Vidua chalybeata is the source of this 998-nucleotide messenger RNA. RefSeq names its product apolipoprotein F (gene APOF). NCBI's taxonomy places the organism in Eukaryota, Metazoa, Chordata, Aves, Passeriformes, Viduidae. The record is from RefSeq and is a predicted model, not a curated record. Gene Ontology annotation, biological process: cholesterol metabolic process. The transcript is spliced from 2 exons. Bases 95 to 979 code for a protein of 294 amino acids.
ACAACGGCUAUAAAGGGGUCACGGGGCCGGCGCGGCCGCAGCGGCCGGACAGGGCAGGGGACAGCGGCGAGCGGACCCUCCCGGAGCCGCCACCAUGCCCCGGGUUCUGCUCUUCCUCCCGCUCCUCAUCCUCGGCCGUGCCAUGGCUGUGUCCGUCGUCACCCCAGGGCUGGCUGCCGGUGACCGGGCGCUGCUGGCCGAGCUGGAGGGGCUGGCAGAGCCCAUCCCGCCGCGGGCGCCGGGGGUCCCGUGCCGGAGCCUUCGCCCUGACACCCUGCCCGGCUUCUCCCGGCUGCCGCCGCUGCCCCGCGGCCUGGCCCGUGCCGCCAUGGCCCUGGCGCUGCGCGGGGCCGGCUGUGCCCCCCAGGCCGAGGCCGAGGCGCUGGAGCUGGCGCGGGAGCUGGGGACCCCCACGGCCGCGGCGCUGCUGCGGGGGCUGGCGUGGGUACCGGGCGCUCCGGCCCCACGGCCGCUGGCCCUGCUGCUCCUCAGCCUGGCACGGCCGGGGGGCUCUGCCUGUGUGGAUCCCGCCCAGCUCCGGACCCCCGCGCCCGGCACGGAGCCCUUGGGCCAGGGCGGCCGGGAAUUCCCGGGGGUCCGGCCGUGCCGCGGCGCCGUGCGGCGCCGGCGGGAGGACAAGGACGCCUGCAGCCCGGCCGGGGAGCAGGAAGCCCACCAGGUGCUGGAGUGGGUGCCAGGAGUCAGCAUCUUCUACAACCUGGGCACCAGCGUCUACUUCGCCUUCCAGGGCUGCGAGGCCAAGGCGUCCACGCGGGCGCUGGAGGCCGCCGAGGACCUGGGCUACACCGGGCUGGCCGCGCUCACCGGGGGCCUGGGGGGCCCCGUGGCCAUGGGGGUGCAGCUGGGGCUGCAGCCGGGGCUCAAGGCCGGCGUGCGGGCGCUCAUCAGGUACUUCACCUCGGCCGGGGAGCCCUCGCCGGUGCCCACUGCCCACAGCGGCGCCGUGGUCAUCGUCUGAAUAAAGGCCGCAUGUGGCA